Messenger RNA from Pristis pectinata (smalltooth sawfish), 11720 nucleotides. RefSeq names its product carbohydrate sulfotransferase 15-like. NCBI's taxonomy places the organism in Eukaryota, Metazoa, Chordata, Chondrichthyes, Rhinopristiformes, Pristidae. The record is from RefSeq and is a predicted model, not a curated record. The coding region runs from base 626 to 2257 and encodes 543 amino acids. Gene Ontology annotation, biological process: hexose biosynthetic process. Gene Ontology annotation, molecular function: N-acetylgalactosamine 4-sulfate 6-O-sulfotransferase activity. The transcript is spliced from 8 exons.
AGCCGAUGUCUGCAGAGUUCUGGCGGGGGAUAGUGAGCUCUCUGUGGAGCUUUAUUCUUGGGGACGGUGAGCCGCUGUCUGUUCCUGUGUUUAGGUAGAUGGGGAGGGUGCGGGUUUGUGAUCUAACUGGCUGCCGCUCAAGCAGCAGCUGUAACGCUGCUGAGCUUGUGACUGGAAGUCACUGAGUCGCCUGCCGGGCUGCCGCCUCAGAGUGAGUGAGGGAGGACUCGCCGGAUUCUUAUUCGUCAAAAAGGAAACCGACGGGAAGUUUAUGAUGAAAAAUAGCAGGCGGCAGUGAAGCGGAAGGUCCGUGCGACAAGGGUUGAUGGCGCGCUGAGUUUAUCUGGAGCUCUAAGGUUUGAGAAUGUGAAGCGGCAGGUUCGAGGCGAGGAGCAGCCGGCGGAGGGUAUAUUUUAAAGAUUGAUUAUCCCCACCACCUGACAUCAGGAAAGUGUUCACAUUGUCUUAGGAGCAAGGUUGUGCCAAUCUGCGUUUCAACUGAGGCCAUUUCAAUGGUAGAAUGCCAAAAACAAUUGAUCAAGGACCUCAAAUGGAGAUGUAGUUAUUUAAUACCUGGGUGCUAUGAACCUAUGCUUUACCUUCACAAGGUGCAUGGCCAAGUAAAAUGCAUUCAGGGCCCAAUUGUACAGAAAAUAAGUUUGCUUCAUUUACUUUUAACAAAGACUUUCAGAAACCACCUCAACUAUUUUAUGAAGCUCAGCAGCAACCAAUGAAUUUACUUGCAACACUGGAGAUCAAAGCAGAACGCAGGUUUAAAUGGAGUGGAUAUAUUUUUGCGUGGAAAGCAAAACUGGGCACCCUGUUUUUGGGUGUAAUAAUAUUAUGCCUAGUAAUGGCAUCUUAUAUUUUAACCAGAGACCAACAGAGACUACUGCUCACUCCAUCCCCAUUCCAAUACAAUACCAGCACAAAUAAUAAUUUCCUAGAAUUGGACUCAACUGAAUUUGAGGAUGACAAUGAUGAACUUUCCUCACCACUAAGCUGGUUGGGAAGCAGCAAUUAUUUAAAAUCUGAACUCAUUAUUGAAACCCGCAAUUCCAAACUUCAACUUACGCCAAGAAGACUGCCAGAGUGGGAUGAUCUUAUCAAAGAAGAAGCACAUAUAUUUUCAGUCAUUCCAAGAAGGUUUCUUCAGAAUGUAAAGAAUCAUUGUUGGUAUACAAGAUAUAUGGGGACUCCAUCCACGGACCCUUACAAGAAUAAUGCAUAUUUUUUACAUACAAAGCAUUUCCAAACUAUAUUUGAUUACCUGAGAAAGGUAGUUUGGAAACACUUGCAACACCACGGUGAUGAACAUUACCGCCUCCGCUGUCUUCCUUAUUUCUACAUAAUAGGACAGCCAAAGUGUGGGACUACUGAUCUCUAUAAUAGACUUAGACUGCAUCCUGAAGUGAGCUUUUCCAUAGUCAAAGAGCCUCACUGGUGGACAAGAAAAAGGUUUGGGAUCAUUCAGCCCUGGAAUGGGUUCCAUGGCCGCUAUCUAAUUGAAGAUUACCUGGAUCUGUUUGAUCUGGCAGCACAUCAGAUUCAGAGUCAGAUAGCCAAUUCAUCUGCUGAACAAGAAAUUGACAGCAAUAUGGUUAUUGGUGAGGCAAGUGCUUCCACGAUGUGGGAUAACAAUGCAUGGCAAAAUUUCUAUGGCCGCACGGCUAACAGUGAGCCACCAUAUUUAAUUCAGGACUUCCUACAUGGAGUUUUGCCAGCUGCUAAACUUAUUGUUAUGCUGAGGGACCCUGUUGAGAGGCUUUAUUCUGACUACUUGUACUUCAUAAGUGCUAACAAAUCUGUGGAGGAUUUUCAUGAAAAGGUAAAAGAUUCACUGCAAAUAUUCGAAGGCUGUCUGAUGCACUCUUCCCUUAGAUCCUGUGUGUACAACUGCACUGUGAACUCUGCCAUGCCUGUACGAUUGCAGAUUGGGUUAUAUACUGUCUUUGUGUGGGACUGGUAUGCUGUUUAUAACCCAAACCAAUUCCUUAUUCUACGGCUGGAAGAACAUGCAGCUGAUUUGAAGAACAGUAUGGGCAGGGUCUUCAGAUUCUUAAACCUAGGAAAUUUGACAGAGAAACAGGAGGCAGCCAUUAUAAACAAUCCUGCAUCAAAUACCAGACGUCCCAAAGACAAAAGCCUUGGGCCUAUGUUACCAGAAACCAGGAGGAUUCUUGAGGAGUUCUACAGACCCUUUAACAAAAAGCUGGCUUUGCUACUUAAUGAUGAUUCUUUCUUAUGGGAAAAAUAAGUACAGACCAAAUUCACAAAGCUGUAAAAUAUUAUCUGUUUUAUACUUUAUGGUCCUGGAAUGUUCAACAGUACAUUGCUGGUAGAGUUCAAAAGUUAGUUUUUUAAGUUCAUUUUUAAACUCUUACAUGAAGACUUUGUUCAAAAUUCAACAAAUGGUUUGUUUAAAGUUUAACCCCACCUGAUAAUAAUGAGGAACAUUUUCCAAAUGCCUUCAUGUAACCUUUCCAUGGAAUAUUUGGGUUUAUAAUAUUUGACACUGUGAUAAAUUCAAAUUCUUUAGUUUGUGUAUUUUUAAAAAAAUGUAAUCCCCAUGUGAUUUUAAAUAUUUUGUGGGAGUUUCAAUUACACGUGUGUUUAGUAAAACUGAAAUCUUCAUGUCUUUUAAUAUUGCUGCCAAACAUAAAUAAUGAGAUUUCAAUAAUGGUGCCUAUUUUAGUCUUCCAGUAACUUAUAUACCAUAAUUAUAGUUUGCUAAUGAUUACAAGAGUUCCUAUUUUUGUCAUUAUUCAUUUAAUCUCUCCCUGUUGUUUUAUAUAUUAGAACUGAAGAUUGAGAAGCAUCAUCUCUAACAACUGUUUUGAUAAAACAUUAGUUUCUUGUCCUGUUCUUUGCAAGUUUUCAAUCAAACAAUUAAGUUGUUUUAUUUUGGUUGCUUAUAGACAGAUUGAUGAUUUAAUUAUUACAUCAAUGGUACCAAGAUGGAAAAAAUUCAGUUUUUCACCAGGAUUCUGGUACACAGCAGGCCUAUUUCAGUGUGUGUCACUCAGUAGUUGUUAUGCACAAAAGCUUGAACUGCAUAUUAUAGAACGAAUCUAUGACUUACUUUUACUGAGAAGUAAUGUUCUGUCCAUAUUUGCAAUGUUAGGAGCAGCAGUGCCCCCUAUUGUUAAAAGGUUCCUAAUUGGGAAAUCCAUUCAGUUUAAAUCUUCAAUACUGGCUCAGAUAUUUGCAUACAAAUUUUGUAAUGAAACUUCAAACUUCCCUAGAAAGCAGUUUUUUUCUGAAGUUUUGCCUUGUAAGCUCCACAAGGCAAAACUUCAGAGAAAACUUCUUUAAUUCUUCUUUAAUUCAAAGAAUUCUUUAAUUCUUUGGGACUCCUGGACACUUUUAGCAAUGAGGACCUUUUUUUUUAAACUGGUGAAAUGGUUCUUAUAUUUUUGAGAGUACUAAUAUUUUUCUAAAAUAAUUUUUAUGUUCAACAAGGUGAGAGUAUUGGAACAACUUUCAUUCUUGUUAUUCAGUCAGCUACCUCCAGGUCAGAUAUUGUUAAUCAUUUCUGAAGUAAAUCAAUCUUUAAUUAUAGCAUAACAUUCAGGAGGCUUUAUCGUUUUUUUAUGCCUAUUUAAUGUCCUGUUCUCUUUCAUUCACCUUAGUUUUGUCUGGAAAAUAUAUAGAAAAAAACAACUGAAGAGGAAUUAAAACUAAAACAAAAAUUGAGUGAAAAUAAAUUAAAAAUAUACAAGAAAUAGGAACAAGGUGGGUACUAUAGUCCCUACCCUGCCGCACUAUUCAGUGAGAUCAUGACUGAUCUGAUCUUGGCCUGACUUCCAUACUCCUGCCUGUUUCUAACCAUGCCUUCCCAAUACACCAAAAGUCCAGCUUUCUUGGCUUUGAAUAUAUUCAAUGAUUUGGCCUCCACAGCUCUCUGGGGUGGAGAACUCCAAAGAGGGACAAUCCUCUUAUGGUAGGCGGCAUGAUAGUGUAGCAGUUAGCGGACAGUUCCCACCGCUGUCCGUAAGGAGUUUGUAAGUUCUCCCCAUGAUUGUGUGGGUUUCCUCCGGGUGCUCCAAUUUCCUCCCGCAUUCCAAAGGCGUAUGGGUUAGUUGGUUAACAUGGGUGUAAUUGGGCAGCGUGGGCUCAUUGGGCUGGAAGGGCCUGUUACCAUGCUGUAUAAAUAAAGUUUUAAAAAAAGAGAUUCUUUUUCCCCCUCUUAAAGGUGAACCCCUUAUUUUGAAACUAUUUCCCGUGGUUCUAGCUUCUCUCAUGAGGGGAACCAUCCUCUCAGCAUCUACCCUAUCAACUUACCUCAUAAUCUUGUACCUUCCAUGCUUCAAUAAGUUCCCCUCUAUUUCUUCUAAACAGGAAUGAGUAUAGUCCAAUCUACUCAACCUUUCUCCGUAAGGCAGUCCUUCCCUCCCAGGAAUCAACAUAGUAAUCCCCUCAACUGUCUCCAGUCCAAAUGAACUGACCAAGUACAUACAGUACUCUGAGUCUGUGACAUUUCAUUCCAUUUUGAAUUAGGCAAUACACAAAAUAUGUUGAACCUAAGUAUCAAUUGCAUUAAUACCAUUUGUGGACAGCACUUUUAUAGAUCUCAACAUCAGCUUUCUACUUAAAUUAGAUUUUUAAAGUGAAUAUGCCUUGUGCUUACAAUCACAUACCCAUCAUUAAGAUAAUGGAUAAUAAAAUGGAAGAGUAUGCAGUUGUUAUCCUACUUUUGGCAAAUAAAGCCUUUGUGUGAAUUGAGUCUGUCUUGAAUGACAGCGGACCCUGGUAACUUAUCUGGACAUAUUGGCGUUGUUACCCUGAACCAAACAUUGAUGUAUGUUGGUGUUUGAAGAAUGUAAUUCCUGCUUUCUACCCAAAAACUCCUAGAAACUCUUUAAAAAGAUAAUCCCAAACACCAUUUUUAAAAAUUUUCCUAUUUAAAUAUUGAGCAGAAAGAUUUGUUCGCAUCUUGUCAACUUCACCAACAUCACUCUACAUAACUUGCAAAUUUAAGACCUCUUUGUUAAAAUAAAUGGGAAGUUUAUGAGUUCACCCUAAAUUUCAGGGAAAGUUUAUUUUUCCAAGUUUUCUCUCAAAAAUUAAGUAAGAGUUCAUUAGUGGAGAACUAGUUUAAAAAUAAUUAAUCCCUGGUUAACCAUAACUGCACUAAUAACUUAAUAAUUCUAUCAUUAAAAUGGUUCCAAUUUGGCUCUGGGAUAGACCGUUUAGUGACAUCUUGUGUUACAGUUUUUAUACUCACAUUAUUUAUUGGGUUGAGAUCACACAAACUCAUUUGUUUAUGGCCUUUCAACUGGCAGAGAGGAAUUAUUAAUCUAUUGAUCAGGUUUGUAUUCACUUUCUAAGGUAUUUCAUGAAAACAGCAUGAGCCUCCUUUAAAUUACCAAGCAACAUUACUGUUAUAGUUUGAUUUGUUUGUUUUUAUUUUUUAGUUCAGUUCCGUAGUGCUUUAUUUGGUCAUCAUCAUUUGGUUUUCUGGUGUUAAUGGUGAUAAUUGUCAGCUGUGUUCUUGGGGAUUAUCCUCCUAGCUACUGUCUCAUUCUAUACCACCCUGAGCUUACCAAUCUUCUUUUACUCCACUCCAACACGUAGAAGGCAGGUCUACUUCUGUUUUCAUAUCACUGGCUCUAUUAGAGAGAGGGAGAGAGAGAGAGAGAGAGAGAGAGAGAGAGAGAGAGUGUUUACUGUGGCAGCCAUCAAGUUUAUUCAGGAUGUUUUAGAAUUUAAACCGUAUAUUGUAAAACACCAACCUUUUCCCCACUUAAGAAUUGGCAUUUGCCCCAUUGAGCACCUGAAUUCAUUCUAAAUGUUAAUUUGAAAUGACAUCAGGACAAGACAUAAAGCAGUGAAUUAUUGUUAGUCUUAUUCUAUUUUUCUCUAUGUUAUCUGUUUAGAUUUAAAAUCUAAAAACUGAACAGGAAGUAAUUGAGGACUAUUGUGUGAUGGUCUGCAGUGUUACACAUGCACAAGUGGAGAUAAAUACUGACAAUCCCUGGCCUACAAAAAUGUGCUGAUCACAUUCAUGUUACCACAUAAACCGCUUUUGCAUUAUAUUUCUUGCAUAAUUUCAAAACAUCAAGCCAUUUCUUUCUUCAGUUCCAUGUAAUUAUCCAUGUUUUCCAUCAUAGAUUUGAUAAUUAUACAGAAUUUUUUUCCACACCAACACAAUUAAUCUAACAAUUAAAGAACAUUAAAGUAUUUUCAUGUGAAAUGCAAGCCAGAAUGCCUGCCAUUUCUCCAUGAAAAGCAACAGAAAAAUAUUUGAAGAUGAUUCUUGUGCUAAUUACUAGAAUUCAACUCAGGAUUGUGAGUAUUUAAGUGGGUAUAUAAGCCAAAUAUAGCAUGAGAACUGUCUAGCCAUAUUUCCUUGCAAACUAUAGGGUUGGAAAUUUAUGAUCUUUCUUGUGGCCUUUUCCUGUUAGACAAGGAAAGUUGAUGAAAUAAGGGCUUCAGAUUAGAUUGCAAACAGAUAUGUGGGGCAUGAGCUUUGGAGUCGUCAGUCUUGUUUGAGAAGGAAUGGGACCAAACAUGACCCUACUGUUUCAAAUUAGGCAAGGUCAAGUAUGGGACUGUGGUUUCUUGAUCCCAACCUAUCAACCAAUGAGUGGUCUGAUGUGCAAUGUGAUGUAAUAUUAGGCAACUAACAUGUGAGCCAUCAGUUAAUGCAUGUUGGUUCAUGGAACAGAUCUCCCCACCAAGAAGUCCAACAUUUCUAAACCGAUAGGUGCACACCUACUGGUGAGGAUACCUGCUGAGGAGAGCUCUCCAUGACAAUGGAUGGCAGGAGCAAUGCCAGUGAUCACUAAUAAGUGCAUAGUUAGACUGACACCUUCAAUCGAUGAUCCAUGGAUGAUUAAGACUUGUUUUCCUCAGAAUUUAUAAAGUCCCAGUUUUUGAAAACAAAUUAAUCUGUUCCUUUGAUGCCUAAAGAAAUGCAAAUGUUUAUAUCAUUUGUAGUUACACAGAGUAGUUAUACAAUGCGUAUCAUGAAUUUAGCACAAGUAUCAAAGGCUGCACUUACUGUCCUAGGACUAGUAGUGCAUGGUGCUGUAAAAUUCCUGCUGUUUGUCUAGCUGGGUUCAUUCGACCUAUUGGGGAAUUUCCUUGAAGGAAUUUUCUGGACUUGAAUUGGAAGAACCCAUCCCAUUGCAACAUCGUGCUCUCCAGAAGAAGGAGAAAGGAGUUGCAGUUGGAUGUCCUGGUGGUUGGAGGGCUAUUAGUGGUGUCCUGAGCAACACAGUGGCAUAUCUUGUAGAGCUGUUGCGUUAUAGCUCCUGCAACCUGGAUUCAAUCCUGACCUCUGGUGCUGUCUUUGUGUAGUUCACACUUUCUUGCUUUGACUGUGUAGGGUUCCUCCUAGGGAUCCAGCUUGCAAAGACAUGCAAUUUGGUAGGUUAAUUGGCUAAUGUAAUUUGACCCUAAUGUAUUGUUGUGUGGUAGAGUUUAUGGGGAGGAUAAAAUAAAUGGGAUUAGUGUAAUGGGUGCUUGAUGGUCGGUGUGGAUUUGGUGAGCCCAAAGGUCUCUUUUUGUGCUGUAUAACUCCAUGGCUCUAUGAAAACAAAUAAGUUGCAGAGUUGACUUAUUCCCACAUCUUUGUCAGGAAUGUUCUUUUGGAACCAUCUUAUUGCUAAGAGAGAUGGUAUUCACCUUGCAUUUCAGAAAAUAUGGCCACUCAGUGGGUUCAGCAAGAAGCUGGUACUGAGAAUGUUAAGACCUACCUGAUCACAGUAUUAGCAGAGAAUGUACACCCCAUUAAGCAAUGGAGAUGAGCAGUUUGAGCAGCAAUCCAUUGCGCGUGUAGGCCAGUAAUACUGAAUGUCUUGGUAGGGUGUAUGAUAUUGUGUGGUUAUAUUAGAGCUCUGGAUAACUUUUUUUCCAGUAGUCGUAAUCCCAAAUCCAGUAUCCCCAUCAGCUCCAGAAUGAGCAUCUCUCUUCAGGAUGGUGUAAGGACCCAUCUAACACAAUUUGAAAUAUAUCAACCUAGUCCCCAAGUCCUGUGCACGUGCCAAUGUCACUCACCGUCAAAUCAUUGAGUUGUAAAACCCAGAAAUGGGCCCUUCAGCCCAGCACAUCCAUAGUGACCUUUUUGCACAUCUACACUAAUCCCAUUUGUCUGCAUUAGGAACAUUCCUUGUAUGCAUUCACAAUCCUGAUGCAGGGUCUUGUCCCAAAACAUCAACUAUCCCUUUGCCUCCACAGAUGCUGUUUGACCCGCUGAGUUCUUUCAACAGUUUGCUUUUGCUCUGUCUAUGCCUUGCCUAUUUAAGUGUCUGUCUAAAUGCCUCUUAAACAUAGUAAUUGUAUCUGAUUCCACCACUUCUUUUGGCAGUGUGUUCCAGAUGUCAAUCACACUCAGCCAAAACCUUACCCCUACCUAUCUCUAAGAUCCCCUGUAAAACUCCUAACUCUCACCUUAAAACUAUGCUGUCUUGUUUUUGAUACCUUGUGUUUAAUUCUGACCUUCAUGUGAGGGCUUUGGUGGCAGGCAGUCCAUCUUUUCAUCUAGGAUAUGCUGUGAUAGGUAGAUGAAGAUUAACACAACAGGUCCUCCACCCAUUGUUCUGCCACAAACUCACAGCUUUGACAUUAGCUGCAGGAAAUUUAUCAUCUGAGUUUCUGGAGGUAAUGGACUGUGAAGAAAACUGGACGUGAAACGUGGAUACCACAAGGUGAACCUGUCCUGGAAGAAAUACCAUACUAUCUUUGUCAAGGUAGUCCCAAAGGAUAAUUGACAAUUUCCAUUGAAAGGAAUGGGAUAAUAGAUUACUGACUGAUACACGCACAAUGCAUAAGUAAGUAGUUAAUAGCGGGGUAACAUUCUCUGAGCAUUGAGUAUAUGUUGAAUUAUCUGAACUUGUGAUAACACAUGAUGGCACUGCAAUUGGUUGCUAUUUAAUGACAAGGUGCAUGUGUCCUCAUCCAGUAAGAACAGGAUCUGAUGUGACAGUGUUGUCCUUCAUAGCUUCAUGUGUCCAGUGGACUUCUGGGAUUCUCCUCUUUCCAUGAAUUUGUGGAAAGACAAUGUAAACAACAACUCAUCAUUCUGGCAUUUUCCCUGAAGUUACGGUGGGAGAUCAGAAGAAACCCCUAUUGAAAAAUAUGCCUGAAAUCUUGCACAUGAAACUGUGUACGUGAAGUGAUGAAAGGCUCUUGAAUUGCACGUAGAUCCAAAGACAAGCAAGAAACAGGAGAAGAAACUGGUGAGGAAGAAAUAUUGAAAUAGUUGAAAUCCUGUUAAGCACAAAAUCCUGAAGUGAAUUGUUUCAAGUCUUGCUGAAGCAAGAUUUUGUGACUGAAUUAAAUAAGACUGUAAUAUAUAGGAUCAGAAUCAGGCCUUUUGGCCCAUCAAGUCUGCAACACCAUGAAAUCAUUGCUGAUUUUCUUUUCAACCCCAUUAGCCUGCCUUCUCCCCGUAACCCUUAACCCCCUUACCAGUCAAGAACCUAUCAAUCGUUGCCUUAAGUACACCGUAAAUGUUUGAUACUACAAGUGAUUGGUCAGACUCAGAGUCAGUGCUCAUUGGUACAUAAAAGGCCAUUCAGUCCAUGGCCCAUUCUGCUAUUGAAUGCAGCCAAUCUGUAGCCUAAAUCCUCUCAACUGCGAAUCCUUAACAUGCUUGAUUAGGAAAAGAACCUAUCAAUAUCAGCAUUAUACUCAUGAAGUGACCAGUAACUGGUGCCAUUAAUUCUAGUGGUUUACAAAUGAAAACACAACACAUUGAGUGGAAGUCAUUAAUACAAAAACAUAGAUACUCACAGCUGUGUACUCUGUGAAUUCCUUUCCUCUCCUCACAGAACUCUCCCCUUCUCUUUUAAAAGCUUUUUGAUUACUUGCUGGAGUAUAAAUUCAUAGAAGUUGAUUGCUUUUCAUCUAGUCAAAGUCAUAAUGGAGAAGUGACUGUGAUAAAAAGCACAAGGGGAGCUUCACUGUUUCCACACAUCAAUAAUUACUGCUUGGCUCUUGUAGCAGAGGUAGCGUGGUUCCUUGAAAUAGUGACAUGCAGUUAUGAACGCUUUGAAAAUGCUGAUACUUGGUGGUUCCAGUUUGUGCUUCCAUUCUGUGCACCUGUUCAUUGUGAUUUUACUGGAAGAAAACCAGAUUCUAGAAUUUUAAAAGUGGAUCUUGAACUUGCAGUUGUUUGAAACUCACAAACCUUAAUGAUUUACAGGGUGCCAUGGGAUGCACCUUUUGUUGCUUAUAGAUUAUUGGGGGUUUGAUAAUAUAAGAACAUAUUUUACUAUAGCAUAUGCUGUAUAAAAUUAUAAAUCUAUUUUAGCACAUACACAUAUAAAUAAUGUCAAUAAAAACAUUGGUGUGUAUCAAAUUAAUAUAUAACUUCUAUUUUAACAAUGUUCAUUUGCAGUAAUAUUAAUAUUUUACAUAAGUGUUGCCCAUAAACAUUUUACUAUUAUCUCAUAAGGCCCAUAACAUAUCACUACUUUCCCAACCAACUUGGCUUUUUCAUUGUUAAUGGCAUUGAUAAUAUUACAUCAGUUCCAUAUUCUGAUGGUUGCAACUUAGUUUGAGGCUGUUAUAAUAAUUAUAUUACCUUCAUACAGAUAAUUAUACUACCUAUGGGAUGUGGUGCAGUUUAAACUUCUUAUAAUGUUCCUUACUAAAGACACUGUAUGACAGUCUAAUGUAGUUAUUAUAAAAAGAUAAUCUUAUCAAAUGUAAACCUUAAGAAAGUAGUAAUAGAUACCUUACCUGAGUUGUGUAUCUGAAUUUUUGAUCUGCAUUGUAUUGAACAACACAUCAAAUGUAUUUUAGAUAUGAUGUAUUUGUUACAAGCUUGUCACCUUGCACAAACCAAUAAUUAAAGUAUAUAUUUUUCUAAUUAUCCUAUUUUGCAGUAGUUGCAUAAUAUAUUGCAAAACAAUGUUUAAUCACAGCUAAACUCCGUUUAUGUGUUCCAAACAGCAUUGUAAACAUUUCACUGGACAAUUAAUCGUUGCCUUUAAAAAUCAUUGACAAGAAUCAGCUGUAUUAAAAUGUACAACAUAACAACAAUUGAUAAGAUUAACAUGGUUAAUUAAACAUUGGCUGUUUUACUGAUACUGGUGCUAUAUAAACAUUAGUAAAGAAGACAAACCCACUGAUGCCUAUUUUUUAAAGAGGCAUUAGAGAGAAUGAAACAGUGAAUUAAAAACCACUGGUAUCUUUGGCAACUUGCAGGAAUCCAGUCCAGACUGAAGAUAUUAAUGUUUCUGUCAUUGAACUUUCAGAAGGAUUUUCUCAAUCUUCCACUGCAAAUAUGGUGCAAAUUUGACAGAAACUACACAGCUAAGAUACAAACAAACAUGUGCAUUAUUUGUCUUCUCCCAAUCUUCUGUCAGCAUUAAGGUGAGAAUUUUGGAGAGUUGUGCAGAAAUUCCAGAUAUUUGUCUUUAACUGUAAAGCUGCAACAUUAAAUGAAUUUAGGUGGUCUUAAUCUAUGUUUCAGUAGCCACACACCUAUACCAACCUUAACUUACCAAGGGUGGCACACCGAGACAAUAGAAGAAACUAUGGUGUAGCAUUUGGAUGAUACCAUGCCAGGGAGCCUUCAGUGCUGACACCUUGUUUUAUUCAGCUCUCCUUCACGAGUAUUUACCCUGAGAAUGUCACAUUAUUUCUUCUUUUAAAACUACCAGAUUUAUUGGACUAGAUAACAGCUUUCAAAGCAUCCAUUUUUGUAUUUAUCAUUCAACAUUUAAGUGCCAACCAAAUUUUACUGAGCAGGAUUCUUGUGUUUG